Messenger RNA from Pelmatolapia mariae (spotted tilapia), 1533 nucleotides. Its product is annotated as tropomyosin alpha-3 chain-like. NCBI's taxonomy places the organism in Eukaryota, Metazoa, Chordata, Actinopteri, Cichliformes, Cichlidae. The transcript is spliced from 9 exons. Gene Ontology annotation, molecular function: actin filament binding. The record is from RefSeq and is a predicted model, not a curated record. Gene Ontology annotation, cellular component: actin filament. Gene Ontology annotation, biological process: muscle contraction; actin filament organization. Bases 327 to 1076 code for a protein of 249 amino acids.
UCCCGUGGAGCGAAUUUAACCCGGAAGAGGGCGAAGUCUCCUGAGUUGGGAGUUGGCUGGAACCGGAAUCCAGACUCAGUGCGACCAGAACCCUAGACCAGAAAUCGAGACCACCACCCGAACCGGGAGCACGAGGACCGACACGAGACUCGAAUCCGCGGAGGCUGAGACGUAGCGCGAUUCACAGUUCGACAAACUUCAGGGCGAGUGAGGCAUUAGCCGCCAACAGCUAACAGUUAGCUGACCGGGAAGUGAGUGCAGCGGAAGAAGGGCGCGAGCUACAGGUGUGAUUCCUUCCAAGGAUUCGGACAGUAGAAGAAGAAAAGAUGAGUGGCGGCAUGAACAGCAUCGAGGCGGUGAAGAAAAAGAUCAAAGUCCUGCAGGAGCAGGCCGAGGAGGCCGAGGAGCGGGCAGAGCGACUGCAGAGGGAGGUGGAGAAGGAGAAGAGGAGCCGGGAGGAGGCGGAGGCCGAGGUCACGUCUCUGGGUCGGCGUCUGCAGCUCAGCGAGGAGAACCUGGACCGCACUCAGGAGAGGCUCGCCGCCGCGCUGCACAAGCUGGACGAGGUUGAGAAGGUAGCUGACGAGAGCGAGAGGGGGAUGAAGGUGAUCGAGAACAGAGCUCUGAAGGACGAGGAGAAGAUGGAGCUGCUGGAGGUGCAGCUGAGGGAGGCCAAAACCAUCGCUGAGGAGGCGGACCGCAAGUACGAGGAGGUGGCUCGUAAACUGGUGAUGGUGGAAGGAGAGCUGGAGCGAGCUGAAGAACGAGCGGAGCAGGCCGAGAGCAAGACCCGGGUGUUGGAGGAGGAGCUGAAAACUGUGUUCACAAGUGCAAAGUCUCUGGAGGCCCAAGCCGACAAGUACUCUCAGAAGGAGGACAGGUAUGAGGAGGAGAUCAAGAGCCUGCGCAACAGACUGAAGGAGGCUGAGACCAGAGCUGAGUUUGCCGAGCGCUCGGUGGCCAAACUGGAGAAAACCAUCGAUGGUCUGGAAGAUGCUUUGACUUCUGCCAAGAACGCAAACCUGGAGCUCCAGGCGACCCUGAACCAGACCAUGGAGGAGCUCAACUCCUGCUGAACCUCUGGCUCCGCCUCACCUGACGUGGAUGUCAGGAAACUCUGUGGCCAAAAUAUUCCUCUUCCCUUUCUUCCUCUGGCUCAACCCCUUUUGCCACUGGCCCCUCCCCUUUUCUCUGCUUGCUGGAGGUCAGAAACUAGAUCCUCUGAUCCUGCUAUGACAGCGGUGAGAGGAGCGUGGGAGAUAUUUCCUCUCCAAUCUGGCUCCUCCCCUCACCUUUGGCUCCUCCCCCUCUUUUCUCACAUUCCUACUUUGAACUUUUUCUGCACAGUUUGCUUUGCCUCCACCCCAGUCAUGUUUUUGUCUAUGGGAGUAAUGAGUGACUAACAGCCCCGCCCCUCGUUAACUAAUGACUAAUGGCGUGUUUGUCUUAACGGUUUGUCGUUCCUGCUUUAGUUCACUUUGCCACAAUAAAUAUUGAUGACUGAUUGAUUAAAGCCAAUCUUCUGUUAGCCAA